CGAGCAGAGAGAGUCGCCUCCCAGAACAGACCCAGCGAGGAGCCGAGGACCUCGCUUGGCUGGCUGCACACCCGCCCAGUGAGUGGCGACGCCUCUUGCAGUCUUGCUUGCCACACCUCCCACCCAGCUCACUUCACUCGCUCCCCAAAGCUUCUUCGGCGGGGGGGGGAAGGACCCGGCGGAGCGAGGGAGCUGUGAGCUCGCGCGCGAGAUGGGGCUCACAUUGCUGGGGCUGUGCCUGGCCGUUCUUCUGCUGGCACCCCCCUCCCGUCUGGCCUCAGCCGCAGCUGUGGAGGAUGGCCUGCUCAGCAAUGGUGAUUUUGAGACAGCACCAGUAGGUGGUUUUGCCAAAUCUGCUUCUGUUUCUGAGGGGGCAUCGACUAUCCCAAGUUGGACGAUCAAUGGCACAGUUGAGCUCGUUUCAGCAGGCCAGCACCAGGGUGGCAUGAUCCUUAUUGUUCCACAGGGGGAUCAUGCUGUGAGGCUAGGGAAUGAUGCAGGUAUUGGGCAGGUGGUGCAGGUUGAGAAGGGAUCGGAGUAUGCAAUCACAUUCAGUGCUGCCCGGACGUGUGCGCAGCUGGAGUCACUGAACGUGUCUGCCGGUGGUGUGUCGCAGACAGUAGACUUGCAGACAUUGUACAACAUAGAGGGCUGGGAUGCAUAUGCAUUGGCUUUUCAAGCAGUGGAUGAGCAGGCCAACCUUGAAUUCAGGAACCCUGGCAUGGAAGACGAUCCAACUUGUGGACCUAUCCUCGACAAUGUGGCAAUCAAGAAGCUCUUCGCUCCAGAGAAACCAAAGGAUAACAUGGUGGUCAAUGGAGACUUUGAGGAGGGUCCAUGGAUGUUCCCAAACACGAGCUUUGGUGUUCUGCUCCCAACAAACCUCGACGAACAGACAUCAGCCUUGCCUGGGUGGAUGAUUGAGUCGAACCGUGCUGUCCGCUUCGUCGACUCUGACCAGUACACCGUACCCCAGGGGAAGCGCGCCAUCGAGCUUCUCUCUGGCAAGGAGGGCAUUAUCUCACAGAUGGUCGAGACAACUCCUCAGAAAGUGUACAGCCUGACGUUCACGCUGGGCUCUGCAGGUGAUUCAUGCCAGCCACCAAUGGCCGUCAUGGCAUUUGCAGGCGAUCAGGCCCAGAACUUCCACUACUCACCUAUGGGCAAUGCCACGAGCCAGGCUGCGAACGUGACCUUCACAGCACGUGCUGAGAGGACACGUGUUGCGCUCUACAGCGUGUACUACAACACAAGAAGCGAUGACCACAGCUCAUUAUGUGGGCCUGUGAUCGAUGAUGUGCGUGUUUGGGGCUUGAAUGGUGCUGCUGGGUUGAAGGCAAGUAUUGGGCUGCUUCUUGGCAUGGUUAGUGUCAUUGGCCUGAUGCUGUUCUGAAGUUCGUAGUUGGUGUGGUUUAAGGAUAUACAUAUGUGGCCUGCUGUGAAGGAUGAGGAGACCACUAGGUUUGGUAGUAAGCUUGAAGUUCCUAUGAGAUUGAGUAACGUGAGCUUAGGCUAAAGCUAUCAGCAGCCAUAUAUGGCUGUCUUGUUGCCUUCUUUCGUGAUUCAGAAAGUAGCAUGCCAUUAUGGAUUGCAUGGUUAGUGUGCCAAGAGCUUGUGAUGUGAGAUGCCAGAAUUAUUCAAAGUUCAUCUCUUCAAUGCAUUAGAAAUUUCAGGGGUCUCUGUUUUUCCUUGGCU
Brachypodium distachyon (stiff brome) is the source of this 1695-nucleotide messenger RNA. RefSeq lists its product as uncharacterized. Lineage: Eukaryota; Viridiplantae; Streptophyta; Magnoliopsida; Poales; Poaceae. The transcript is spliced from 4 exons. The coding region runs from base 212 to 1393 and encodes 393 amino acids. The record is from RefSeq and is a predicted model, not a curated record. Gene Ontology annotation, cellular component: plasma membrane.